Messenger RNA from Penicillium egyptiacum, 3330 nucleotides. The record is from the annotation of a GenBank genome assembly. NCBI's taxonomy places the organism in Eukaryota, Fungi, Ascomycota, Eurotiomycetes, Eurotiales, Aspergillaceae.
AUGAAGGUCACUUCGGCUAUUGCGUUUUUCUCUCUUCUGGCCUCUAGCCAGGCUACUGGAGCGUACUGGGGCUCCGACAAAUUCUACUCCAGCCCGGGUAGAUCGCCCAACAAGUGUAAUGACUACCAGAACAAGGGCUUCAGCUGGUCUGACCUCGCCCCUGGCUCUUUCUCCGACUAUGGUGGCUUCUCCUUCUCUGGUUUCACUUGCGGCAAUGGCUUCGGUUCAAGCCUUGGCAAGCGUGGCACCCAGAAAUGUAUCUCCGGUACCGUCUCCAAAGGUAGCUCCUCUAGCUCCGGCUCCCAAAGCUCCGGUUCUUCGGCUCCAUCGUUUGCCUGCGGCUCGCAUGAGAGCGGCUUUUCUGUGACCAACUUCCACGUUGCCACUGAGAAGGAUACCGAAUUGCACAUCAUCUACAGCAUGCCCGAUGGAUCGACUUGCAAGAACACCGCUUCCUGCAACUCAGCUGGUACUGUGGUCAACAAUGACCAGUGUGGUGGUGCUAAGUCUGUUUACUUCGAGCUGCCCGACGAUAGUGAACACGAGAGCUGCGGCUUCGGCAUCUACAGUGUCGGCUUUGACUGCACUCCUGGUUCCACAACCACUGCGCCUGUCCUUGCCACCACUCCUGUUACCAGAGUUCCAUAUGAACAGAUAUCUGUGUCUGCUGCUUCCAGCCCUAUCGUUGUACCUUCCCUCUCUGUCCCAGGCUCUGCUGUGGCUCCAGUCACCACCACGGCGAUGAGCACACCUCUUCGGAUGACUACAUCGACUGUGUUUACCACCAGUUUGUUCACUAUCACUAGCUGUGCUCCGACUGUAACCGAUUGCCCUGCUGGAUCAGGCUCAACCACUGUGGUGACUUCCACUAUCGCUCUUUCCACCACGGUCUGCCCCGUCACUGAGACAACUGCUACCGCUACAAGCUCGCUAUCUGUUCCUGCUGUACCUAGUCCAAGCAGUGUUCUGCCUGUCAGCUCAUCUGCUGGUGUUACUCCCAGUGCCACGUCCGUUCCCACAUCUUCGGUCUCGCCUUCUUCAUCUGUUUCCUCCGCUGCGACCGAGACCCCUGCUGGACCUUCCACCGCUUCGACCCCGGUGAUUACCACUCCAGUCCAGAUGACUACAUCAACCGUGUACACCACUAGUGAGGUCACUAUCACUAGCUGUGCCCCCGAGGUCGUUAGCUGUCCAGCAGACUCGACCACGGUAGUGACCUCGACUAUCGCUAUUUCGACCACUGUGUGCCCCGUCACUGAGACUACCGCUGCCGCUACUAGCUCACUAUCGACUCCUGUUAUACCCGGCCCGAGCAGUGUUCUGCCCGUUAGUUCAUCUGCUGGCGUUCCUCCUCCUAGUGGCACAUCCGUUCCCACAUCUUCCGUUUCGGCUUCUUCGGCUUCCUCCCCUAUAAGUACCCCAGCUGGAACUUCCGGCCCUUCAACCCCGGCGAUAACAACUCCAGUCCAGAUGACUACCUCAACCGUGUUCACCACAAGCGAGGUUACCAUCACCAGCUGUGCCCCCGAGGUUGUGAGCUGCCCAGCAGACUCUACCACAGUUGUGACUUCGACUAUCCCUAUCUCGACCACUGUGUGUCCUGUCACCGAGACUACCACAGCCGCUGUCAGCUCCACACUACCCGCUGGCCCAAGCUCAACCGGUGUCUUGCCCGUUAGCUCCUCGGUUGUAUCAUCUUUCCCAAGUGGCACCUCAGCUACUUCCGCGUCGGCCGGAAGCUCCUCGGCUCCUGGCGUGACCUCCAAUGCCUCGUCCCCUGCCCCCUCGUCUCCUAUUGGCACUACUAACCCCGCACCUGGCGAGGCCACCACCACUGUCGUUACUUGGGAGACUGUGACGACCUGUCCGGUGACUAACACUGUUACCUCCGGUAGCUCUACUUUCGUGACUACCUCGAGCACAAUUUCAACUGUCACUUUGACUACUGUCUCUACUAUCUGCACUGAGUGCUCCGCUACCGCCACCUCCGUUGCUGGUCAGACCACUGGCCCCGUCUCUUCUUCGUCUGCAGAGGUCUCCAGUGCUCUUCCCAGCGGCCCCGGUGUCACUAGCUCGGUCUCCUCCAGCGUGGGUGCUGAUACCACACCUGCAAUUCCCCAAGGGUCGACUGCAACGGUUAUAACUUAUGUAACUGAGACCACCUGUCCUGUGACUGCCACUGUCACUUCCGGAUCUUCAACUUUCCUCACGACAUCCAGCACGGUAUCAACUGUUACCUUGACCUCCACUCCCAACCUCCCCAGCUCUGUGGCUGCCGGAAGCACUCCCGCUCCCUCUGAAACAGGCAUCGCCUCCACCACUGCUCCUACGGGCCCCGCUGUCACCAGUGUCGUCUCUUCAAGUGUUGGCGCCAACUCUACGCCCACUAUUCCGGAGGGUGCGACUACCACGGUUGUGACUUACGUGACCGAGACCACCUGCCCAGUGACCAGCACGGUCACUUCCGAUUCUUCCACCUACGUGACCACAUCCAACACAGUUUCCACAGUGACCCUCACCUCUGUCUCAACUAUCUGUACCCAGUGCGCCACUACCGCCAGUGCGACCGAGACUCCUUCUCAUUCUACGGCUAGCAACGCUGCGACAGUCCCCAGCGGUGUUUCCCCGGUAUCGAGCCCAGCUCCCUCAGCUCCUUGCCCCAAUACCGUGCCGCAGUGUAUCAACACUUGGCUCACACUCGCCCCCAAGUGCAAAUCGAACAGCGAUGCCUCAUGCUUCUGCCCCAACAGCGAAUUCACUAGCAAAGUCAUCUCCUGCAUUCAAGCCUGGGGCGCAUCCAAGGAAGAGAUCCAAUCCGCCCUCUCCUACUUCACCGGCAUCUGCGCCACCUGGGUCCCCGAGAACCCAGGCAUCGUAACCGCCAUACCUUCAACCAUCACCCUGAUUCCGACAGUCGCUCCUUCCGCGCCCCCAUCCAGCGUGGCUGGCGCCAGUGUCACCGCCAGCGCCGUCGUCCCCAUCACCUCCGCCCCCGCCCUCCCCUGCACAACAAUCACCUACUCGACCUACACCGUCACAGUCCCGCAAGUCAGCUUUGUCACAAACACCGGCUCUAGUGCCGGCGCCGUCCCAACCGUCGGUCUGGUCCCGGCUGGUCCCAGCGGCGCUUCCCCGGCACAGACCGGCGUGGUGCCUGCACGCGCAUCAGCGACAUGGGUGACCUCGAGCGGGUACCCGUACGCCAGUCGAAGCGCCAGUAGAAGCUUCUCGCCCAGCGCAUCCCCGAUCUUCAACUCAGCCUCGAGCGUGACUAUCGCUUCCAGUCUGGUGCUGGCUUCUCUCGCGGCUUUCUUCAGCUUGGUGAUGUAG